Cynoglossus semilaevis (tongue sole) is the source of this 1473-nucleotide messenger RNA. RefSeq names its product ADP-ribosylation factor-like 6 interacting protein 5a (gene arl6ip5a). Gene Ontology annotation, biological process: negative regulation of transport. NCBI's taxonomy places the organism in Eukaryota, Metazoa, Chordata, Actinopteri, Pleuronectiformes, Cynoglossidae. Bases 86 to 658 code for a protein of 190 amino acids. The transcript is spliced from 3 exons. Gene Ontology annotation, cellular component: membrane. The record is from RefSeq and is a predicted model, not a curated record.
CCGUUAGCUCUCGCGAGAUGAGAUUUCCUACACAGUAUUGUUGCCGUUUAGUUGCUGUCAGAUCAGCAGCCACAACUCAGGACAAAUGGCUAAAGUGGAGCUGACUCCGCUCAGACCGUGGGACGACUUCUUCCCCGGGUCAGAGCGGGUCGCAAAACCAGACUUCAAAGACUUAGCCAAAUGGAACAACAGGGUGAUCAGCAACCUGCUCUAUUAUCAGACCAACUAUUUGGUUUUAGCCGUUGUUGUCUUCCUCAUUGUCGGGUUCCUGAACCCCGUGGGGAUGUUCACAGCUAUGGCCGUGGUGUCGGCCGUCUUCAUGGGGUCUCUGUGGGCGGGAGAGAACAAAGCUGUUAUCAACAACUUUAAGAGGCAGAACCCAACAGCGUUUGUGAUCAUCAUCAUGGUGGCCAGCUACAUGUUGAUUACACUGCUGGGCAGUGUCAUGGUGUUCAUGACGGCAGUCACUUUACCUCUGGCUUUGAUAUUUGCACAUGCAUCGUUUCGCCUCCGGAACAUGAAGAACAAACUGGAGAACAGGAUCGAGUGUGCUGGUCUGAAAAGGUCACCCAUGGGCAUCCUGCUGGAGGCUCUGGGUCAGCAGGAGGAGAAUCUACUGAAGAUCCAGACCUUUUUGGAGGGAAAACUCAAGGAGUGAUUGGAAUAUCAUGGACACAUCCUCUCUCUGGUCAAAGACUCUGAUUAGUUAGUUUAACAGCUCUGUUUGUGUGUGUGUUUGUGUGUGUUUUACAACUGAUGGUAUUUUCUCUUGGUUGUCUGUCACUCCCUGGUGAAUUUGUUCUCUGUUCUCAGUACGUACUGAGAGAGUUCUACUGUCUCACGUCUUUGCAAUGCAACGUGUCAGCGUCAAACACAGCUGCAGACUUCUGCAGGGAAAUGUGCGUUCAAUCAGCCUCACAGACGAGCCUCACUCCUGCCAGUUUACACUCCACUACAACUGUGACAGCGGCGCGAGUGUUGCCUUUUUAACAAAGAAUUAAAAAGUGCACAGUCAACACACGUUGCUGCCAAGACGCUGCGAGGGCUGCGAUUGUCUCCUCACAUGAAAAAGCAACAGUUUGCUCUCACACUCAUUUGAAUGGAAAACAGCCGGUCUCGUAAACAGAGACAGACAACGGAGAGAAGCUGAGUUAAAAGUACAGCUGUAGGCAAAAAAUGAUCUGGCCCCAGCCCCUCCCUGUGAAUGUUAGGCUGUGAUGGGACUCCAGCAGCUUACAACAACUCUUAGCAUAGCUGUGAAAUGUUGUAAAUAGUCAGGACAAUGUAGGGAUCGGAUAGGACUUAAGGGAUGCAGGUAGAAUAUGUGACGUAACAAUUACUUAGUUAAAAAAAGGUAACUGUAUUGACAUUUCUAUAUGCUAUGAAUCGCAAAAGAUUGACAUUUUUUUCGUGUACCAAAGAUUUCUCAGUUCAUGAGAAAAUAUUAAAAUAUCACUCUGUGCCACAGACAAA